This is a messenger RNA of Acanthaster planci (crown-of-thorns starfish), 5276 nucleotides long. It is a transcript of the gene wdr43, whose product is annotated as WD repeat domain 43. Gene Ontology annotation, cellular component: nucleolus. Gene Ontology annotation, biological process: maturation of SSU-rRNA from tricistronic rRNA transcript (SSU-rRNA, 5.8S rRNA, LSU-rRNA). The record is from RefSeq and is a predicted model, not a curated record. NCBI's taxonomy places the organism in Eukaryota, Metazoa, Echinodermata, Asteroidea, Valvatida, Acanthasteridae. Gene Ontology annotation, molecular function: protein binding.
ACCAAUAUCAACCGGCGCGUGGACGAUCAGCAGCUCAGUUUUUAUCCAUCUUUGGUUCAAUGUUUCUGUCACAGAAUUCGAUUCUUUCUUUAAUUAAUCGUCUACCGUCAGUAUGGUGGGUCAAAAUUAGUUUGAUCCCAAAUGGAUGCUAAGUCGACAUUUUCAAACUGCCAAUAGAUAAAAAAGGCGAAGUGCCCGUGUAUGCAAAUGAGGCCAGAGGUCGACACGUGGGAUUCAAGAUGGCGGCCACUGGAGUUAUUUCUUACUCGCCAAAUGGUAGCUUUUUGGCAGUUUGCAGCCCCGAUGGGCGCCUUUCUUUAUGGGAUACCACUUCAGCGACAAUAACUCAACAGUACACGCCAAGUUCACACCUGUCAGCCACCUGUACCUGUUUAUCCUGGUGCCCAACAAGGACGGAACCAGCUAAGAAGAAGAGACGAUCACACAAACUACUGAAGCGAGAGAAUGAUGCCUCAGCAAUCUCCACCUCUGAUCUGCUCGCCAUGGGAACUCGAGCUGGCACCAUCCUUUUGUAUAGUCUUGCCAAAGCAGAUCUACACAGACACAUGGACCAGGGCCACACAGACAAGGUCAAUGACAUGUGCUGGCACCCAGACGGUGAGACGAUAUUCAGCUGCUCCGAUGAUCAGCACAUUGUUGAGUGGGAUGCCACCCAUGGCCAAGUGAAAUGUAAGUGGAAAGCAGACACCCAUUCUGUUCACUCCGUCUGUCUCUGUCCUGGGGCCCGAGCCCUCCUCUCGGCAGGCAGAAUGAUACAGCUGUGGGACAUGGAUACCAAGAAAGUUUUAAGAAAAUUUACCGGUCAUGCAAGUCCAGUAACGAGGUUAAAGGUUGUACCCAGCUCCACAUCAGAGUCGUCUCGUGUAAUGAGCAGCUUAGAAUCGGUAGAGGGACUGUAUUUUCUCUCCUGUGCUGAGAGGGAUAGGGUUCUGAAUGUGUGGCAAGUCCGUUCAGCGUUAAAGAGUAAAUCCUCCAUUGCGUCACUUGUUGUUCCUGAUGAGCCACUGGAUUUCGAUAUUUUAAAUUCAUCCAAAGAUCAGAAAACGUACCUCUCUGUUGUCACAAGGAGUGGAGAAGUCCACAUUUUUGAUCCUGUAUUGAAUGGCAAAGCCAAGAACCAGGUGCAGGCGAGGUCACACCUCCUGGUUAGCACAGAGGGUGGCAAGGACAUAUCCCCUAGACCCAUUCCCAUCCUGGCUGCUCUGCUCUGCCCAGAAUUGCGCCCACCUAUCCUCAUUGCUCAUGGCAGCAUAUUGAAACUCACAUUUGAGAGAGUGUCAUUCCUAUCAGAAGACAAGAGCAUCUGCUUAAUACGAGAAGAUCCCUCAACUCAAGCCAUCCCCCAAGUUUCUGGAGAAAAGUUGAAGAAGCCAGUGGUGACCGGAGCAGAAGUAGUGAAGACGCCCAGUGUCCUCGCUCACACUGGCUACAGGGCAGCGGCAGAAGGCGAGAGCGCUGUUGAAGGAAGGAAAAGCAAAAGAAAAUCCUCUCAGUCGAUGGUAAGCAUUGAGGACCGACUUGUUGCCCUCAAUGUGGCUGGUGCUCAGGUGGACAUGUCAACCCAAGACCAGAGUGCUAAGACGGGAUCGUUAGUCAUGCUACUUACACAGGGACUCCAGAGCAGUGAUAAGACCAUGCUGGAUAGUGUGUUCCAACAGCAGAAGGAGUCUGUCAUCAGGAGAACCAUUCAGAGACUCCCCAUCCCCCUGGUGGUGAGUCUAGUCCAGGAACUCGCCUCAAGGAUGAACACAACACCACAGAGUGGACUGGUGCUAGCUCAGUGGACAAAGGUGGUGCUGAGGGAACGGGCAUCUUACCUCAUGACGUGCCCCGAGCUUUUGACCAAACUAAGCCAGGUGUAUGAGAUGAUCAACACCAGGACGCACCAGUCGACACGGAUGAUGAGACUACACGGCAAACUGGAUCUCAUGCUGGCACAGAUAGCUUCUCAGAAGCAAUGUGAGGAAGAACAAGACAGACCUAUGAAAGCAGCACUGAUCUAUGAAGAAGAUUCAUCAGAUGAGGGAGACAUUAUAGAGGAACCAUAUCCCAUGCAGUCGGAAUCAGAGGGCGAGUGGGAGGAGCUAUCAGAAAUGGACGCCCAGGAGUCCCAGGUCGUCCAAGAUGCGGAGGAGCAAGGAGGGCACGAGAGCGACAUGUCAGACCUGGAAGAAGAUGAAGGGGAGGUUGACGAAGACGAGGACGAAGUCGUCGGGGAACCGUCAAGUAGUGAGGACGAUUGAAGACACUCACAAAUUUGCUUCCUAAUUGAAGCCAGUCACUACAGCUGGACUAACUCUCCCCCCCCCCAUUUAUAACAGAUGUCCCCUGGAUUUUCCAGUGAGCUGUCAGUCUGAGAGGAAAAUAUUUAUUUGUCCUUUGAGACAUUAUUAUGUAAUGAAAAAUUACGGUCAGAGUCUUUUGUAUAUGGUACAUUUGAUCACAUGCUGAUGUAAGAUUUGGGAGUUCAGUCAAACUGUUCCAAGCCAUAGUUUGCAGAGUCAUACACUUGUUAAACAUGAAGACUGCCUGUAACCAGGAUAUCAAAACUAAGCCACAUUUCCCCACAUAGGUUUCUGUUGCUGUAGCGUGACUCACAUACAAAUGGAACUUCCAUCUUUGUGAGCAGGGCUUUUUUUUCUAUGCGGUAAAAUAAUUAGAUUGUCAAACUUUGUUUGGAGAGCAUCGCAGCAUUGGUCGGAUGCAGCAGUUCUGCCUGCGUGGAAUCCCUCUACUAACAGUGCAGUCAAAUGUAUCCCAGGUGCGGACGUUGCUCAGUCCAAUCCAAUGGAAAAUUUAGUUAGUACAGGUUUAAUGUCUUUCCGUGUACUCCUUGGCAGGCCUUUGUUCGUACAUUUCUUAAUGCUAGCCAAAGAAAUUCCUGUAAUUUGAGCCGUGCUAACUCAGAAAGUUUUGACUACAUGAUCUUGGCAAUGCUUGUGGGUGUUUCUUUCUGAAGAGAAAGCUUUUGAGUUGGGUCUUUGUUGUUUGACGUGGUCAGAGUGUCCAUGAUUUGGCAACAUCUUUAAGUGCAUCCAAACAAGUGCACGUAAUUGGACUAUUUGAGCCCUUACUAGACAAAGUGAGCAUACCAAAAGGAAGAAUAAGACCGUCUUUAGCAAACAUGCUACCUCAUUUGUCAGGAGGUAUCAUACUUUCAUCAUGUUUUUGAAAUGAAGUGUUCAAAUUGUUCCAUCUUUUGACCUGUUCAAAUCAUGUUGACAAAAACAUAAAGUUUGUUUGUAAGGUAAAUACUGUUGCACGGUUUACUGUGGGGUGACUGUUUGGCUGUUUACCACUUAGAGCUAAGACACGCUUGCUAAUUUCAAAUCCAGCCUGGCUUCUUUGUAACACAUCAGUUUUUUCUAAAUGUUGCCAGAAGGAACCACCAGGUAACGUUGUCAAUUCCAUGUGUUAGGCCGUGACGUCAAACAGGCUACCCAUUAGUUGUGUGUUGUUGGAGUAAAGAGCAUUCAUUGUAGACAAAAAGACUCUUAACAUGAAUGCAAACGGUCGUGCAUAAGGAUUGAAGAAAGACGUGGAUAUCUGUAUGUAUUGCACGUAACCAUCAGUGCUAAAUCUGUCGUUUCAAUAAUGGAGUGAUGCUUUUCUCUGCACCAACAAGCAGCCAGUCACAUUUAAACUAACAUGGAGGCCCAGCCUAAGCUGGUGAGCUAUAUUUGGCAGUGGUAUCGAAGAGCACUAGUGUUCAUGUCAUUUCAAAAUGGGAGUUUUGCAAAAUUAAAGUUUUGUGCUUAAACUUGGAGCAUGCAUGCUUUGGACAAAAAUGUGUGACCUGUUGGAUCACAUUGCGAUGUUUUAAUUUUUUUUUUCCAUUCUUUAUAAAAGUGCCUUGAUAUUUUUUCUGUUUGUUCUGUACCACCCAAGUUGAGUAGCGUGAUUCUUUUCCGUAAGCUUUGUUGGAGAACUGCCAAUUGAUGUUUGCUUUCACCCGAUCCAAAGAGGUAAAGAGGUGUUGUAAGUUGAUAUCAUGCAUAACCUGCAUUCGUCAAUUCUUGCACUGAGUGCACCAGAAGGCAGGCAUAAAACGUGUACCAACAAUGAAAAAGGCAAACAGUUGGCAAAUGUAUGGUUUGGUUGUAAAUGCUUAAAUUCUCUGAAUACCCAACCCCACCUGUGAGCAUUACACAGUAGUGUUGUCGCAAAAUUUUGUAGGAAGCAGUGUUGGUCUACAGAUUUUCAUAUUUUGCCUUGUUCUUCAGUAAGCAUUCUUUCAGUGAGUCUUUUUAGGGCUGAAGCUUGACUAUCAGAAUGUUGGCAAUUUCUCAAUUAAGUUUGAAAGUUCUCAAAGUAAGAAAAGUAUUUCGGAUAGAUGGAGAACCACUGUCUGUGGUGAUUUUUCAAAACGUUUCAAAGAUACAUUUCAGCAUCUGGGGUUUUUUCUCUGUCUUUUGCAUACUUAUUUAGUUGCCAGUUUUCAAAGUAUUUAAAGAGGAUCCAUUUUUUGCAGCCUCACAUGUAGAUUUCAGUAAACAAUACUUUUUUUAAGUAAAUGGUGUUAAGGCAAAUGUGAUCAAGUGUAUAAUAGACAGAAACAUCACUGCCAAAUUGAUAUGAAAAGUCUCAAUCCCGUCAUAUUUUACUGAUAUUUCAUCGAGAUUAUGUAAAUUAACUUUUAAUAGACACUGUAAAAACACAGCCUGUGGCCACCCCCAAAUGUAUUACCCUUGUGUUUGAUUUUAUACAGUUAUCACACAAGAUUGCAAAUUAUUUACCUUUUCUGUUUUAGUGAAAUUAGUUACACUUGAAUUGUGUCACCCUUUUGAGAAAAUCUAUUUUUUCGCCUGAACCAUUCCUGGCAAACGUUACUUGUAAAUUGCACAAUAUUAUCUUUUUUUGAAAAUGAGUUUACUUAUCUUUUUUAUUUUCGAUUAUCAGUAUCUCUGUUCUCAGAGAUUAGCUUUAUUUUUAUGGUUUUGGUGUAAUUUUUUCAUUAGGUAGUAGCUGGAAAAGGCUUCAUAAUUAUCUUUCCGUCAAAACCAUUCUAAAAAAAAGAAAAGCGAGCAUUUUUCUGAAAAUAAUUCUGAUCAGCCUGUCGUGGGUCUUUGGGAAAAAUUUGAACCAGAAUUUCACAUUGUGCCACAAUUAUCUGUUAAGUUCAGAUACCUGGGGAAAAAUCACCUAAAACUGAACUUAACUCCAAAAGAUUUGGGUUAAUGAACAAAUCAAGGGCGCAGAGGCAGAAAAAUUUUGCUCUGCAUCAAAAUAAACAAAGAGAGGUUUAUUUACCCAGA